AUGGCGGAGGAGGCGGAGAGGCGCCGCGGCGAGGCCGGCGGGGAACAACGGAAGAGGAAGAAGACGCUGGGGCGGCAGAAGAUCGAGAUCAAGCGCAUCGAGCGCGGCGCGGCGCGGCACGUGUGCUUCUCCAAGCGCCGCAGCGGCCUCUUCAAGAAGGCCGCCGAGCUCGCCGUGCUCUGCGGUGCGCACGUCGCCGUCGUCGUGUUCUCCGGCGCCGAGAAGCCCUACUCGCUCGGCCACCCCUCCGUGGAUGCCGUUGUCGACCGCUACCUCGACCCGGCCUCCGCCCCCGCGCCAGGCGGCCAGGUGGUGGACCAGGCGGUCCUGGAGGAGUUCGAGAGAGAGAAAGAGCGCCUGGACAAGGCCAUCGCGGCAGAGGCGCGCAGGCGGGAGGCGCUGGACGCGGCAGCGCGCGCGGCCGGCGUGCCGGACAGCGACGACGUGGGCCGCGCGGGGAUGCCGGACCUCCUCGCCACUCUCGCCGCGCUCGGGCGGGUCCAGGCCGAGGCGACGCAGCGCAUGCAUGAGGCCAUCGUCGAGGAGGCAAUGAUGCAGCACUGCGCGGCGGCGGUGUCCGGUGACGCCAGCGGCGCCUUCUACUGCGCCGCCGGCGCAGGCGCGUUCGCGGCUGAUGGCGGUGCCAGCAGCCGUCAGGGGGUCAUGGACGCGCAGAUGCUGAUGGGCGGCGACGCCAACCAUGCAUCGAUGCCUUUUGCUCCGAUGACGAUGCCUCCUUAUCUUCCGCCGCCGCCUUUCAACUACGUCUCUCACCACAACCAACUCGCCGGCUAUGGCUACGACAUUGGAGACGGCUGCCAUGACGCCGCCGCCGCCGCCGCGUAUGGAAAGGAAGGGUAUCACGGGACAACGACGGCUUGCAACUUCUUUUGGUAG
This is a messenger RNA of Panicum hallii, 897 nucleotides long. Its product is annotated as MADS-box protein AGL71-like. The record is from RefSeq and is a predicted model, not a curated record. Gene Ontology annotation, molecular function: DNA-binding transcription factor activity, RNA polymerase II-specific; protein dimerization activity; RNA polymerase II cis-regulatory region sequence-specific DNA binding. The transcript has a single exon. Gene Ontology annotation, biological process: positive regulation of transcription by RNA polymerase II. Lineage: Eukaryota; Viridiplantae; Streptophyta; Magnoliopsida; Poales; Poaceae. The coding region runs from base 1 to 897 and encodes 298 amino acids.